Messenger RNA from Oncorhynchus gorbuscha (pink salmon), 4530 nucleotides. RefSeq names its product dynein axonemal heavy chain 11-like. Gene Ontology annotation, molecular function: dynein intermediate chain binding; ATP binding; dynein light intermediate chain binding. Gene Ontology annotation, biological process: microtubule-based movement. Gene Ontology annotation, cellular component: dynein complex. The record is from RefSeq and is a predicted model, not a curated record. Lineage: Eukaryota; Metazoa; Chordata; Actinopteri; Salmoniformes; Salmonidae.
AUGUACAGUAGAGAAGGGGAGUACGUACCCUUCUCCGAACCCUGCAUCUGCCAAGGACAGGCAGAGUGCUGGCUGAGUGAACUUGAGCGGACUAUGCGCUCUACUGUCCAGAGGGAGAUCCAAGCUGUUGCUGCUUAUGAGGACAAACCCAGAGACCAGUGGCUGUUUGACUAUCCAGCACAGGUUGGUCUGACUGGCAGCCAGGUGUGGUGGGCAACAGACGUGGGUAUCGCCUUUGAGAGGGUGGAGGAGGGCUUUGAGACUGCCCUGAAGGACUACAACAGAAAGCAGAUCACCCAGCUGAACUCCCUGAUCCACAUGCUCCUGGGAGACCUGACUCCAGGUGACAGACAGAAGAUCAUGACAUUGUGCACCAUCGACGUGCACGCUCGCGACGUGGUCGCCAAACUCAUAGCACAGAAGGUGACAACGGGACAGGCGUUUGCAUGGCUGUCCCAGCUGCGCCAUCGUUGGGAUGACGUGACGAGACACUGUUACAUCAACAUCUGUGAUGCUCAGUUCCAGUUCUCAUAUGAGUACCUGGGCAAUACCAACAGACUGGUCAUCACUCCACUCACUGACAGGUGUUACAUCACUCUGACCCAGUCUCUCCACCUGACGAUGAGUGGCGCCCCCUCUGGUCCAGCAGGCACUGGGAAGACUGAAACCACCAAGGACCUGGGCCGCUCCUUAGGCAUCAUGGUCUAUGUAUUCAACUGCUCACAGAUGGACUACAAGUCCAUAGGGAACAUCUAUAAAGGCCUGGCCCAGACUGGUGUGUGGGGCUGUUUUGAUGAGUUCAACAGGAUCUCUGUGGAGGUGCUAUCUGUGGUGGCAGUACAGGUCAAAACCAUACAGGACGCCAUCAGGAACAAGAGACAGAGGUUCCAUUUCCUGGGUGAGGAGAUCGAGCUGAGGCCGACCGUAGGGAUUUUUAUCACUCUGAACCCAGGCUACGCUGGGAGAACUGAACUACCAGAGAACCUCAAGGCCUUGUUCAGGCCGUGUGCGAUGGUGAUUCCUGACUACGAGUUGAUCUGUGAGAUCAUGCUGGUUGCUGAGGGAUUCAUCGACGCUCGCCUGCUCGCACGCAAGUUCAUCAGCCUGUACACACUCUGCAAGGAGCUGCUCUCUAAGCAGGACCACUAUGACUGGGGCCUCAGGGCCAUCAAGUCAGUGCUGGUGGUGGCUGGAUCACUGAAGAGAGAAGACAGAAGCAGACCAGAAGAGCAGGUCCUGAUGCGAGCGUUGAGGGACUUUAACCUUCCCAAAAUAGUGACCAGUGACGUCCCUAUAUUCCUGGGUCUGAUCAGUGACCUGUUUCCCCAGCUGGAUGUCCCCAGGAAGAGAGACCCAGAGCUGGAGACGGCUGUACGACAGUCAGUCAGCGAACUACACCUGCAGCCGGAGGAAAACUUUAUACUCAAGGUGACUCAGUUGGAGGAGCUGCUGGCUGUCAGACACUCCGUGUUUGUAGUAGGGGGAGCUGGGACGGGGAAGAGCCAGAUUUUGAAGACCCUCCACAGAACGUAUGCUAAUCUGAGGAUGAAGCCUGUGUGGCACGACAUCAACCCUAAAGCUGUGACCACAGACGAACUGUUUGGCUAUCUACACCCUGCUACCAGAGAAUGGAAGGACGGCCUGUUCUCCUCCACUAUGAGGGAGCUGACACGACAGGUGGGCCAUGAUGGGCCCAAGUGGAUUGUUCUGGAUGGAGACAUAGAUCCCAUGUGGAUAGAAUCCCUCAACACUGUCAUGGAUGACAACAAGGUGUUAACCUUGGCCAGUAAUGAGCGUAUCAGUCUAUCUUCCUCCAUGCGUCUGCUUUUUGAGAUCAGCCAUUUGAGAGCGGCAACCCCAGCCACAGUCUCCCGCGCCGGGAUACUUUACGUCAAUCCACAAGACCUGGGCUGGAGCUCGUACGUGACAAGUUGGAUUGACACCAGGCUGGCCCAAUCAGAGCGAGCCAACUUGACCAUCCUGUUUGACAAGUACGUCCCCUACUGCCUGGAGCAGGUCCGCUGUAACCUCAAGACCAUCACUCCUAUACCUGAGAACAGCAUGGUGCAGACACUCUGUUCCUUGUUGGACUGCCUGCUGACAGAAGACAACACUCCUCCUGACUCUCCCAGGGAACUCUAUGAGAUCUACUUUGUCUUCGCCUGCGUCUGGGCCUUUGGAGGAGCUCUGUUCCAGGACCACUUGAUCGACUAUCGCGCCGAGUUCAGUCGCUGGUGGUCGAAGGAGAUGAGAGCGGUGAAGUUCCCCUCGCAGGGCACAGUGUUCGACUACUUCAUAGACUCCGACACUAAGAAGUUCAGUCCCUGGAUUGAGAGGACGCCCCGGUUUGAGCUGGAGCCUGAUGUCCCCUUACAGACGGUGCUAGUCCACUCGGCAGAGACCAUCUGUCUGACGUACUUCAUAGACCUGCUCCUGCAGAGAGGCAAGCCUGUGAUGUUGGUGGGGAACGCUGGAGUAGGGAAGACCAUCCUGGUCUCUGAUAAAGUAGCCAAGCUACAGGAGGACUACAUGGUGGCUAAAGUCCCCUUCAACUACUACACCACCUCGGCUAUGCUACAGCGUGUGUUAGAGAAGCCUCUAGAGAAGAAGGCAGGGCGUAACUAUGCUCCUCCUGGAACCAAGAAACUCAUCUACUUCAUAGAUGACCUGAACAUGCCUGAGGUGGAUGUGUAUGGUACUGUCCAGCCACACACACUCAUACGCCAGCACCUGGACUACAACCACUGGUACGACAGACAGAGGCUGGUGCUGAAAGAGAUUCAUAACUGUCAGUACAUCACCUGUAUGAACCCUACAGCAGGGAGCUUCUCAGUCAACCCCAGACUACAGAGGCAUUUCUCAGUGUUUGCGGUUCAUUUCCCUAGCACUGAGGCGCUAGCCACUAUCUUCACUAGCAUCCUGUCAGCCCAUUUCCUCCAGGGGGGGCUUCAGCUAUGGCGUCUCGCGCUCGGUAGGAACACUAAUACAGCCAUCUGUCUCCAUCAGAAGGUCAGUCAGAACUUCCUCCCCACGGCCAUACGCUUUCACUAUAUCUUCAACCUGAGGGACCUCUCCAACAUCUUCCAGGGUAUUCUGUUUGCCCUGCCAGAUUGUGUGCGUUACCCCAUAGACCUUGUCCAUCUGUGGCUCCAUGAGUCGUCCCGGGUUUACUCUGACAAACUGAUGGAGGAGAAGGAUGUGGAACUCUUCAACAAGAUUCUACUGGACACUGGCAAGAGAUACUUUGAGGGUAUAGAUGAGUCUAGUUUCAUCCACCAGCCCCUGGUGUACUGUCACUUUGCCCAUGGGGUGGGGGAGCCCAGGUACCACCAGGCAUCAGACUGGGAAAAGCUCCAGAAGACCCUGACUGAUGCUCUGGAACACUACAACGAGCUGCAUGCUGUCAUGAACCUGGUGCUCUUUGAGGAGGCAAUGCAGCAUGUGUGUCGUAUCAGUCGUAUCCUGGAGGCCCCCCAUGGUAAUGCUCUGCUGGUGGGGGUGGGAGGCAGUGGGAAGCAGAGUCUGUGUCGCCUCGCUGCCUUCCUCAGUACCCUGGAGGUGUUCCAGAUUACACUGAGGAAGGGCUACGGGAUACAUGACCUACGGAGUGAUAUUGCAGCGCUGUACAUCAAGGUGGGGGUGAAGAAUAUUGGGACAGUCUUCCUCCACACAGAUGCCCAGAUCCCAGACGAACGCUUCCUGGUCCUCAUCAACGACAUGCUGGCGUCAGGGGACAUCCCAGACCUGUUCAGUGAGGAGGAAGUGGAUAUGAUCGUGACGUCCAUCCGUAUGGAGCUAAGAGGACUGGGCCUGAUUGACAACAGAGACAACUGCUGGGCCUUCUUCAUCGAGAGGAUACGGAGGCAGCUCAAGGUGGUCCUGUGUUUUUCCCCGGUAGGGUUCACCCUGCGUACCCGUGCUCGUAAGUUCCCGGCCCUGGUCAACUGUACAGCCAUAGACUGGUUCCACUCCUGGCCUCAGCUGGCCCUUCAGUCUGUCAGCACCACCUUCAUAGAGAAGAUACCUGAUCUGGAGCCGGAUGUCCGUGCGUCCAUCAGUGAGUUUAUCUCCUACGCCCAUACCAGCGUUAACGAGGUGAGUGUGAAGUACCAGCAGAACGAGAAGCACUUCAACUACACCACUCCCAAGAGCUUCCUAGAGUUUAUGAAGCUGUACGGUAACCUACUGGGGAGAAAACGCAGAGAGCUCACUCAGAAGAUGGAGAGACUGGAGAACGGCCUGCAGAAACUACAGACCACGGCCUCACAGGUGGAGGAUCUUAAGGCUAAGUUAGCAGUCCAGGAAGUAGAGCUGUGGCAGCGGAACACAGACACAGAGGCUCUCAUCUCUAAGAUCGGCCAGCAGACAGACAAACUCAACCAGGAGAGGGCGGUGGCAGACGCGGAGGAACAGAGGGUAGGAACCAUCCAGGCUGAGGUGACCACACAGCAACAGCAGAGUGAAGAGGACCUGGCGAAGGCUGAACCUGCCUUACAGGCAGCUGACGCAGCCCUCAACACACUCAACAGG